Molecule: messenger RNA, 2540 nt
Organism: Nerophis ophidion (straightnose pipefish)
Lineage: Eukaryota; Metazoa; Chordata; Actinopteri; Syngnathiformes; Syngnathidae
Gene: lpl2a
Product: lipoprotein lipase
Exons: 10
Coding region: 139-1677 (512 amino acids)
Biological process (GO): lipid metabolic process
Molecular function (GO): lipoprotein lipase activity; apolipoprotein binding
Source: RefSeq, a predicted model, not a curated record
GGUGAUUCCCAUGUCAGCACCGCGCCACCAACUUCACCUUUCACCAUUCUCACCCACACAAUCGCCCCAAAGUCAGGAUUCGUCGAAAGUUUUUUUUGUUUGAGGCGGACUUCCAAGCCAGCAGCAGCUGUGAAAGCAAUGAAAGCUUGGACACUUUUUCUUCUUCUUGACUUUGUUCUGUUGAACGCGGCGGCGAACAACGUGACGUCAUUGGAGGAAGAGCAGGCGCAUUCUAUUUUGGGCAACUUCCUGGACCCUCCCCAAGAUGUGUUUGACCAAAAGCAGGAGGUUAAUCAAACGGCGGCCUGGUUCUCCCUGCGUAGACCCUCGAACCCGGAAGACGACCUGUGCUACAUCCUUCCUGGCCGAGCCGAGUCCCUGGCAACUUGCGCCUUCAACAGCAACGCCAAGACCUUCCUGGUCAUCCACGGCUGGACGCUGAGCGGCAUGUUCGAGAGCUGGGUGGCUAAGUUGGUGUCGGCGCUUCACCAGCGAGAGCGUACGGCCAACGUCAUCGUGGUGGACUGGCUCGGCACGGCCCAGAACCACUACGGGCUCGCCGCCCAGAACACCCAGGUGGUGGGGCGGGAGGUGGCACGCUUCAUUGACUGGAUCCAGGAAACCACCAACACUCCUCUCGACGACCUCCACCUGAUUGGCUACAGCCUCGGGGCUCACGUGGCGGGCUUUGCCGGCAGCCACGCCGCCAACAAAGUGGGAAGAAUAACAGGUCUGGACCCGGCCGGGCCCGACUUUGAGGGAGAGCACGCCCACCGUCGCCUGUCCCCGGACGACGCCGGCUUCGUGGACGUCCUCCACACCUUCACUGGUGCCUCGCUGGGUCUCAGCAUCGGGAUCCAGCAGCCCGUGGGACACGUGGACUUUUACCCCAACGGAGGCAGCUUCCAGCCGGGCUGCGACCUGAGAGGCGCCCUGGAGAAGAUCGCCCACUUUGGACUCCUUGCCAUCACCGACGCGCUGAAGUGCGAGCACGAGCGCUCGGUGCACCUCUUCAUCGACUCCCUCCUCAACCAGCAGGAGGCGCCCACGGCCUACCGCUGCGGCAACAACCACAUGUUCCAGCGCGGCAUGUGUCUCAGCUGCCGCAAGAGCCGCUGCAACACGCUGGGCUACGCCAUCAGCAAGGUGCGCAAAGUGCGCAACGUUCGGAUGUACACCACCACCAGAGCGUCCAUGCCUUUCAGAGUUUACCACUACCAGCUGAAGAUCCAUUUCUCCAGUAAGAUAAAGCGAUCUGAGAUGGAACCCUCGCUGAGCGUCUCCUUGUUCGGAACCAAAGGAGAAGCAGAAAACCUGAAGUUUAAACUGAAGGAGAAAAUAGCAUCCAAUAGGACACAUUCCUUCCUGCUCGUGACGGAAAAGGACAUCGGCGACCUGUUGAUGUUGACGUUCAAGUGGGAGGAGUCAGAGGGUUGGUCCGCCUCCAGCAUGUUGAGGAUGAUUUCUUCUUGGUGGUCCGGAGACUCGGACAGCGCCAACAUGGAGGUGCACAAAAUUCGCAUACGAGCUGGAGAGAGCCAGAAAAAGAUGGUGUUCUGUCGAAAAGAUCCCCAUUUGGUCAACUUAACGCAGGAGCUUACCUUUGUCAGAUGUAAGGACGCAUGGAGAAGGGCUCAAACAGGCACUUCCAGAAGAAUAACUUUGGAGACCCACUGACCUCGCCGGCGAAAAGCGUCGACCAUGUUGGUCCACUUCAGCACUUAGUACUUCAUCUAUAGCCCCUUGUAGCUUCUUGGAUGUCAGACGGGAGAAAACUAACCUGUGCGUUUUAAAACCUUUUUAAAGGCCUACUGAAAUGAGAUUUUCUUAUUUAAACGGGGAUAGCAGGUCCAUUCUAUGUGUAUUACUUGAUCAUUUUGCGAUAUUGCCAUAUUUUUGCUGAAAGGAUUUAGUAGAGAACAUUGACGAUAAAGUUCGCAACUUUUGGUCGCUAAUAAAAAAGCCUUGCCUGUACCGGAAGUAGCAGACGAUGUGCGCGUGACGUCACGGGUUGUAGGGCUCCUCACAUCCUCACAUUGUUUAUAAUCAUAGCCACCAGCAGCAAGUGCAAUUCGGACUGAGAAUUGCGACGAGUUCCCCAUUAAUUUGAGCGAGGAUGAAAGAUUCGUGGAUGAGGAAAGUUAGAGUGAAACACAAAAAAAAAGGUGACGGCAGUGUGAGCAAUUCAGAUGUUAUUAGAGACAUUUACUAGGAUAAUUCUGGAAAAUCCCUUAUCUGCUUAUUGGGUUAAUAGUGUUUUAGUGAGAUUACAAAGUCAUACCUGAAAGUCGGAGGGCUGCGGUGACUGCCAGGAUUGUCUCUUCAAUUAGCAAAAUCUUGUCUUCAUAUACAGCAGGGGUCUCAAACUCAAUUUACCUGGGGGCCACUGGAUGCAGAAACUUGGUGAGAUUACUUAAAACAGUAACAUGCACUUUUUAAUGAAUUCUCCUUCUUUGAAAGGCUUUCCCGCCCUAAAAACAUACUUGCCAACUCUCGCGAUCUUUCCAGGAAACACCCAGAACAAAUACCCAGAAUCUAAU